AUGUCGAAUCGUCAGCGGCCUAGCAAACAUUCAGACGAGGCGCUUCAGCGCCAGUCUGAAAGUAUAGCGCGCUCAACGCGAAUCCCUAUUUCAUUGCAACAAUCAACACCUACUGACACGUUGGGUAUGCGUCCUCCUAAAUCGUUGUCCAAAAUUAAGGACAAAAAGCUACGAUCAGAAUUAUCGCGGCAAUAUAUCUCUCGCAAGCGCGCGGAAAGGCAUGCAAAGCUUGCGAGUGAGUACCUGCAUGGUGGCGUGUCGGGUGAAGAUGCUGGUAUGAUUGAAACAGAAAAUGAUAUGGAGCGCACUGCUCGCGUAACGCAGGCUCAAAUUCAGGACGAGGUGGGUGUUGACACUGCCCGCAAGUCGUUUGAAUUGAAACUUGGUGGUAAGGGCACACCUAGCCUCGGACCUUACCGUUGCGACUACACGCGCAAUGGCCGCCACUUACUUCUGGGUGGACGCAAAGGGCACCUGGCUGCCUUUGAUUGGCAAAGCGGUAAACUCUCUUGUGAGAUUCAAGUGCGUGAGACCGUCCGUGAUGUGCGCUGGCUACAUGAUAAUACUUUUUUUGCAGCGGCUCAGAAAAAGUAUACUUACAUUUAUGACCAGAACGGCAUCGAAAUCCAUCGUCUUAAGGACCAUAUUGAAGUGCAGCGAAUGGAGUUUUUGCCGUAUCAUUUCUUACUGGCUACCAUUGGUAAACCAGGAUACCUGAAGUAUCAAGAUACCUCGACAGGCGUAAUGGUUGCGUCGCACCGGACAGGCCUGGGCUCGUGCGCCACUAUGGCACAAAAUCCACUGACUGCUGUAAUCAACCUGGGGCAUGCAAAUGGUACGGUGACCAUGUGGACGCCCAACUUGUCUACGCCCGCCUUGAAAAUGUUGGCCCAUCAUGGUCCUGUGAUGGGUCUUUCUGUGGAUGCCCAUCGAAACGGGCGAGAGAUGGCUACUAGCGGCCUUGAUGGUACGAUCAAAGUGUGGGACACGCGUAUGCUAGGCCGCGGUCCACGCCGUGAGUGGGUAUCGCGACGCGCUGCCUCUGAUGUCCAGUAUUCCCAGCGAGGUCUGCUGGGUGUGGCUUGGGGCAAUCAUAUAAGCUUGUACAAUACUGAGGCUGAGUUGGGGAACGCCCCUCCUGGGCCGUAUUUGACUCAUGGCAUACCACAGUGCGCACCUCUGCAACUUCGUUUCUGUCCAUUUGAAGAUGUGCUGGGAGUGGGUCAUGCCAAUGGCUUCUCGAGCUUGCUGGUUCCCGGCGCAGGUGAACCUAACUUUGACACGAGUGAGGCCGACCCGUACGAGACGAAGAAUCGGCGCCGCGAACGCGAAGUUCACAGCUUGCUGGACAAGAUCCAGCCGGAUAUGAUCACUCUCAAUCCUGACUCGAUGGGCCAGCUUGAUACACGUGCAUCGCGCGAUGCACAGACAGUUGCCGCUUCUAUUUCUCACCCCAACUCGGUACCCAGGGCUGCCGAUGGCACACCUUAUUCGCGCCUGUCUCGAGCACAGCGCCUCAAACUUGAUGGUGCUCUAGAUGAGGAAGCCUCCCCACUUGUGGAGGAGGACGAAAACGACGAUGCGACGCCUGCAACGGCAGCAAAGGGUGCUAAGAAGGAGAAAAACAAGGCCCGGGGUCGCAAUAGUGCGAUGAAGAAAUACUUGCGCAAGAAACGCCAGAACGUGGUGGAUGCCAAUACAAUUGCGUUGCGUGAAAAGUACCAGCGCGAGAAGGCCAGGCGCCGCCAGGAACAAGCGCCGCCUGCGCCGCCCAAAGAGCCCAGUGCCUUGGAUGUGUUUGCUCGAGUCAAGGGUCCUCGCAGUUAG
Molecule: messenger RNA, 1827 nt
Organism: Malassezia sympodialis ATCC 42132
Lineage: Eukaryota; Fungi; Basidiomycota; Malasseziomycetes; Malasseziales; Malasseziaceae
Gene: UTP7
Product: Utp7p
Biological process (GO): maturation of SSU-rRNA from tricistronic rRNA transcript (SSU-rRNA, 5.8S rRNA, LSU-rRNA)
Cellular component (GO): small-subunit processome; 90S preribosome; nucleolus
Molecular function (GO): protein binding
Source: RefSeq, a predicted model, not a curated record